Panicum hallii is the source of this 3329-nucleotide messenger RNA. RefSeq names its product endoplasmic reticulum metallopeptidase 1. Bases 278 to 3010 code for a protein of 910 amino acids. NCBI's taxonomy places the organism in Eukaryota, Viridiplantae, Streptophyta, Magnoliopsida, Poales, Poaceae. Gene Ontology annotation, molecular function: metalloexopeptidase activity. Gene Ontology annotation, biological process: proteolysis. The transcript has 14 exons. The record is from RefSeq and is a predicted model, not a curated record.
CCCAGAUCCCAACCAAUAGAUUCCCUCAUCUUCAUCUUCCCCUCCAUCCUCGCGGACUCGGGUGGCGCGAGGGACGACCCCAACGCGUCGAGUCCAACAGUAUCGCGGAACCCUCGCUGCAGAACGGCCGCCUGCUUCCUUGCGGGCUCGCCGGCCAAAGUGAAGCGCGCCGUCUCGCGGAAAUCAUCCUCCCGCGAGUCGUCCUCCUCCUCUCUAGUGAACUGGCGUCGGGCGGAGACACUCCCGUGAUUGAUUCCUUCGGCUGCUGAUCAGCAGAAUGCCUCGAGGGCAAGGCUCUUCUGUGUCAACCCGUGAGAAGCCUAAAGGUGAUCGAGCAGUUGAUCCAAAUGAGGACAACUGCAAGCACAGGAGGGGUGCUUAUUUGUUGCUGGGAUUGUUGAUAGUAUUCCUUCAUGGAUCCUGGUCUGUUUAUCGUUUCCAGUUUGGAAACCUUCCUUUGCCCCUAGAUGCCAAGCAGGCUGGCAAGAGGGGUUUCUCGGAAGCUUCUGCUCUUGAGCAUGUGAAGUAUUUAACAAGCUUGGGUCCUCAUCCAGUUGGUUCGGACUCCCUUGAUAUUGCCAUCCAGUAUGUGUAUGCAGUAGCAGAAAAAAUAAAGACGACAGCUCAUUGGGAGGUUGAUGUUCAAUUGGAGCUGUUUCACACAGAUAUUGGCGCAAAUCGUCUAUCUAAAGGUCUUUUCAAGGGAAAAACUCUCUUGUAUUCAGAUUUGAAGCAUGUGCUACUGAGAGUUGUCCCCAAGUAUAUGCCUGAAGCUGAGGAAAAUUUGAUUCUGGUUUCUUCGCAUAUUGACACUGUUUCCACAACGGAAGGUGCUGGAGAUUGCAGUUCAUGUGUUGGAGUCAUGUUAGAGCUUGCACGGGGAGUAGCUCAGUGGGCACAUGGGUUUAAGAGUGGUGUCCUGUUUUUAUUUAACACCGGAGAAGAAGAGGGUCUUGAUGGCGCCCAUAGUUUUAUAACUCAGCACCACUGGAGAAAUUCAGUAUGUUUUGCUAUUGAUUUGGAAGCUAUGGGUAUCAGUGGGAAAUCCACUCUUUUUCAGGGUACUGACCAUUGGGCACUGGAGAGCUUUGCAGCUGUAGCCAAAUAUCCAUCUGCUCAGAUAGCUUCACAGGACAUUUUUCAUUCUGGAGCAAUAAAAUCUGCUACAGAUUUUCAAAUAUAUCAGGAAGUUGCUGGUCUUCCUGGACUUGAUUUUGCAUAUACAGAUACAACAUCGGUGUAUCACACAAAGAAUGACAAGAUGAAGCUUCUGAAACCGGGGUCUCUUCAGCAUAUUGGAGAUAACAUGCUUGCUUUCCUACUCCACUCUGCAGCAUCACCAAAUUUUUUGAAAAAUGCACAGCAACAAAAGCAAGAAAACACGGAGCAGAAUAAGGCGGUUUUCUUUGACAUUCUGGGCAUGUACAUGGUGGUCUAUUCACAGCGACUUGCUACCAUGUUUCACAACUCAAUCAUAUUGCAGUCACUUCUGAUAUGGGGAACAUCAUUACUUAUGGGUGGACGCUCUGGGCUUGUGUCCUUCGGAAUAUCAUGUCUGGGCACUAUUCUAAUGUUGAUAUUUUCUAUCUGCUUACCAGUUGUGGUAGCAUUUAUUCUGCCCCAUAUAUGUCCAUUUCCUGUUCCUUAUAUUGCAAAUCCAUGGUUAAUUAUUGGCUUAUUUGGUUCACCUGCACUGCUUGGAGCAUUUAUUGGUCAGCAUAUUGGGUUUAUUCUCCUGAAGAGGCAUCUUCGAUGUGUGUAUGCUAUAACAAAACCAGGCCUAACUCAUAACACAAGGGAAUAUGUUAUUGACCUAGAAGCCGAGAGAUGGAUUUUUAAAUCUGGUUUUGUCCAGUGGCUAAUAGUUCUAAUACUGGGAACCUAUUUCAAGGUUGGAUCUUCGUAUAUAGCGCUCAUCUGGCUUGUUUCGCCUGCUUUUGCAUAUGGUUUUCUGGAAGCUACUCUUUCUCCUGUUCGGUUACCUAAACAGCUUAAAGUUGUCACAUUGGUUCUGGGUAUGGCUGCACCUGUUGUAUCCUCUGCUGGUUUGGCUGUUCGCAUGGCAGAUGUAAUUGUCGGGAGUGUUGUACGUGUUGACAGGAAUCCUGGUGGGCUACCAGACUGGCUUGGAAAUGUAAUUGUAGCUGUUGCCAUUGCAAUCGUCAUUUGUUUCAUGUUUGUGUAUCUUCUUUCAUACGUUCAUAUCUCAGGUGAUAAAAGAACUCUUGGUUUGCUAUUAUGCAUAUUCUUUGGUCUUUCACUGGCAUUGGUGUCAAGCGGCAUUGUGCCAGCAUUUACGGAGGAUGUGGCUCGAUCUGUAAAUGUUGUACAUGUCGUGGAUGCUACAGGAAUAGAUGAUGGAAAUAGAGAACCAUUAUCCUAUAUUUCUCUGUUUUCCAAUACACCUGGAAAGUUAACAAAGGAAUUGGUAGACCUUGGAGAUGAAGAGUUUUUUUGCGGAAGGAAUAUGACUACUGACUUUGUAACAUUUACAAUGAAGUAUGGCUGUUGGAGUUACAAAGACAGCAGUACUGGAUGGAGCAAGUCUGAAGUUCCUACGCUCCGUGUAGAAAGUGAUUCAGUUACAGAUGGUGCUCGACAGACAGUAAUAUCAGUUGAUACAAAGUCAUCGACACGUUGGUCGCUUGGAAUCAACAAACAAGAAAUUGAUGACUUUACAGUUCAAGUGGAUUCAGAGAAACUGGUUCUUCUGGGUGAUAAGACUCAGGUGGAUGGAUGGCAUACAAUCCAGUUUGCUGGCGGCAAAAACUCGCCAACAAAAUUCCAGCUAACACUGUACUGGUCGAACAGUGCUACAGAAACAUCUCGAAGAGAAGCUAAAGAAGGAACGGAUGUUCCUCUCUUAGUAAAACUCAGAACAGAUGUGAAUAGAGUUACACCGCAGGUCACAAAUGUCCUCGAGAAGCUGCCACGGUGGUCCACGCCCUUUGGCAAGUCCACUUCCCCGUACACACUCGCUUUCUUGACGGGCCUUCGUGUCAAUAUUUAGGCAGCAACAUUUGUUCCCCAGACUUAGAUGUAGUCACAGCUUUCAUUCGUCCUGUAUCUAGCUAUACCUAUUAGUUUACCAUCCAAACAUAGCACGUUAUAGCCCCCACAGAAUGUACACUUCACGGCCAGAAGUCGACAGGACUUUGGGAAAAUAAGCAUCAAACGUACAAAAGUACGGGACAGACCGGUUGAAAACGUGUUCUGCAGAUCCAUAGUUAUCGUGUGUUUUCUUUCUGAGCAAUUAGUUGCCUUAUGUGAAAAACCUUAAUGUUGGAUUGUGCUGGUGUACACGAAAGGAUGAUUUUGCAUUUUCGAUC